Leptomonas pyrrhocoris is the source of this 309-nucleotide messenger RNA. RefSeq lists its product as hypothetical. Bases 1 to 309 code for a protein of 102 amino acids. The transcript has a single exon. The record is from RefSeq and is a predicted model, not a curated record. Lineage: Eukaryota; Euglenozoa; Kinetoplastea; Trypanosomatida; Trypanosomatidae.
AUGUCUAAUCGAUUCUUGCAGAAGUUUUAUCUGCGGUGCGGCCACUGCACGGCAGUUCAGCGCAGCGCCCAGGGCUACAAGCCCAUUGCGAACCCCAUUCUUUUCAAGUCGGACGAGCACUGCCGCAACUACCACAACGAGCAGCGCCGUGCGGCGGGCUACGCCGGCAUGAUGGUCACCACGCGCUGUGACAAGUGCGGCCGCGUGCACUCCAACUGGAAACUGCUAGAUGGACAAGAGUUCUUAGACGUGAAGCUGUCGAUGACUCCGGCGGAGCGAGAGAAGCGUUUAUGGGCCAGCUCGAGGUGA